GCUCUCUCCAGUCGGUUCCACACAUGCGCUGCCGUUUUUCUCCUCAAUGCUCAGUCUCUGCAAACAUCUCAAUUUGCACUACUGGAUGUUUAGAGUAACAAUGUGCCCAAUGCUAACUUUGACAGCGUGAGGAUCUGGUCGUCUCAGUUCUGUCUGAAAAGCAACAGGAAGUUAGGCAGCAGCAGCAUAUCUCAUGGCUGUGGAGAGCAUCCCUGGAUAUAGUUCUAGAUUAUAAACAACAGUCAGGAGAGCAUCACUUUUGCACCACAACGUUUCCAGCAAAUCCUUUUUGGAGCGGAGCACAAACUGGAGCGUAUCUCAGAGCACAAUCUGCAAAUAACCAUAAGGCAAAAGGGAAGAAACUUUGUCCCAUGGAAAAGUUGGACAGUAAUAUCUUUUGGUGUUUCUAAUGGCAGGCAAGCGGUCCCCUAGCAUCCAGGAACAUGUAAUUUCCACCAAAUUAUCUCGCACAGAUGUUGACCAGCGGAUCUGUCCUGAUGAUUUACUUGCUUACAAAUCCUUUCUAAAAUCCCUUCCUGACUCUGAAGUAUCAAAAAGUGUCAGACCUUGGAGCUCUACCACUGCUUACUUGCAGUAUGCAGGCAGUGCUCUGACUCAGCAGUUAAGGACUGAUGGAGCACCAGAGAGGUGCCAUACAUUAGAAUCUGAAAGGAUGAAGAACCAACCGCAACUUUUAGAGACAUUAGAGACACAUUUUCAAGUCCAACAGCGGCGCCUCUUGGGUUACCCUGUGUCAUCAUCUUUUGCUUGUCCUCCAGUGGCUAUGCCACGGCCUUUAUACAGGAGCCCCAAUGGCUAUGUGGAUUCAGGAAAUGGCAAACACAGUUUCCCACCUUUGAGUCCCCAUACGGAAUCACAGCAGUUCCCUUUUUCUUGUGUAGAUUGGAGCCCCUCCUCUCAAUUUGCAUAUCCAUGUUCCCCUGUGUAUGCAUCAAGUGUGCAUAGAAAGUCUUAUCCAUCUCAAAUGUGUGCUGCAGAACCAGGCAAGAGUACACUACCUCUUUCACAUGGCUUACCAGAGGCAAGUCCAGUUAAUCAACACAGGGAAUAUGAAAAUGAGGCACUGGUUUCACCCCAUCCCCAGCAGGAAACCUAUACAGCACACAGUCACUUGAUUAUGCCUCAUAAUGUACAGACAUUACUUUAUGCUCCAGGUGAAGCUAAUUUAAGCAGACGGAGGAGCUCAGCUUUCACACCUCCAUCUCAUUUAUGCCACUCCUUUAAAUCAAAUGCCUUUCAAAAUCAUUACAGUUGUAAGGAAGACAGUUACUCCCAUAGACCUACUUCUUUCUGCUUUAAUACAAAUAUAGACAUGCAGAUGAAUCCUGAUGCAGCUCACAUGACUAGAGAGAUGAUUUUAGAUUCAUCGUGUUUACAGGUGGGCUCUGGACAGAUAGAAAAUCAGCUGGUAGAAAAUGAGAGAAAGAUCAGUACAGAUCAGUCUGUCAGGAAUCUGCCACUGAGCUCUAUGGACAAAAUUCAGAUGGGUAAAGAUAUAUGGAAAUGCACAUCCCAAGAGGACAGGAAGCUUCACACAGAAUCAUUCCAGGAGGACUACCUUCGUUCUCAAAGAAAUAAUCCCCAAAGAUCCCCAAUGUCAUCUCUCUCACCCAGUCAGAAUUCAUACAGAUCGCCUUCUGUUCCCAGUAAUGAUCAAUUACAUCAUCCUACAAAGCCAAUUGUUUCCUGGCCUGCAAAAGAGAGCACUGUAGCCUCCCAUGCCUCUGGAAUGCACAAAAUAUUUUAUCCUACAGUUUCAAACAAUAAAAUAGACUCAUACUCACCCAGUAAAUGUGAACAGACAUCCAGCCUGAUUACAGAACUUAUCCCUGUAUCACUUACUCCUGGCAUUUCCCCAAGGGCCUAUGAUCAAAAUAAUAUACAAGAUAAUAUUCCAAAGUCCAAACAUUCAGGUCCUACACCAAUGAGUCCCAAAAAUGAACUCCAGUCUGGACCUGUAGCUGAGAAAGACAUAGGUCGCCCCUCCUCACCUCCUAUGCCAGUAAUCAAUGAUGUCUUUAGUUUGGCUCCAUACCGUGCUUAUUUGGAGGGUGCAGCUCCUCAUCCUUUCACUAAAGAACUGGAACUUAUAUCUAGCAGCAACAUAUCCACUAGCAAUCAACCAAAUCCAGAACAAGCUCAAAAUUUACAGGAGAGGCCAAAAGAUUCUCCUAGACAGAGUAAUACCCUACAUAAAACUAAGAAUGAGUCUUCAUAUAACCUGAACUCUACAGUUACUGUACAUUGUGAAGAAGGUGCUUCUUCCUCACAUAAAGGUGGUGACGAGUUGGUGCUGGAUCUCAGUUUGAAAAAGUUACCUACAUCCAAUGGCUACUCACAGGAAAUUUCUGAAGCAAACACUAAAUGCUCCACAUCACAUCCCACCACAAGUGUGCCAUGUGUAUCCACAAUGAGUUUACCAGCACAGAUAACUGCAAGCAUACUUUCUAAGACCAGGUCAUGUUUGCCCUCUCAAACUGUUGUAAACUCGACCUGUCACACCUCUGUUAGCUUGACCCCUCAGGAUUCUGUGAUCUCGACUUCUCAAGCUGCUUUGAGCUCAACCUCUCAAGCCUCAGUGCACUCUCCUUCUAAAGUUUCUGUAAGCUCGCCCACUCAAACUGCUGUGAGCAUGCCGUCUCAAACAACUGUAACCUACCCUUGUCCGACAACUGUAAGCUUGCCGUCUGAGAGUUUUGUGAAAAUGCCUUCUCAAAACUCUUCUAGCUGGCCCUCACAGACAACUGCCAGCUGGCCCUCUCACACCACUACUUCAUGGCUGUCUCAGCCCAACAACAGCUGCUCCUCUCAGUCCACCAAAUGCAGUACCUCUCAGAUUUCCACAAGUAGGUCUUCUUCAUCCUCAACCCCAUGUCCUCCACAUGCCUACAAUUCUCAGUCCUCAACCCACAGCCUUCCACAACCUGCUUUUGUCAUGCAAGCUCCAACCAUGAGUUGCCCACAAAGUGCCAAUCUUCGUCAUCUUGGGGAUCAUUCUGUCUGCACCUCUCAAACCUCUCAUGUUUUUCCCUCAAAAAUCUCUGCUCUUUGUUCAUCCCAGUAUACAGCUUGGCAUUCUGAGUCUACAAGGAGACUGAGACACACCCAAGACUCUUUAGAUUUGAUGGCUCAGUCCACAGGGGUAGAUAAUGAGAGUAAUGGCUUCCACAGCUCAAAAUCCUUUAUGUUUAAGAAAUACAAAAUUAUGAAGCUGUCUUCAACUGGAGGGGAGAUCCAUGGUGAAACUAGCAGCGCUGAAGCACAUUUCUUUUCUAGGUCUUGUUGUCUGCCAUCUGAAACUGUGCAGUCCCUGCCUCCAAGUGCUCCUGAGGCCUCUCCUACUCUUGGAGAAGCCAAUGUUUCCCUUGCUAGUGGUGGCGAACUUUCACAGAAUGGGUCUGGGAGGCACUUCACUGAGCUACAUCGCUCAGUGCGCAUGGCUAUCUUCAACAAUGUUUCUGGAUCUUCGCCUGAUAUCCUACAAGAAUGGUUGGCAAAAGCCAAAGAGGAAGAGAGGCCUAAAUCUCCAGUUAAAACUAAAAGUAACUCAAGGUUGACUGAAAACACAUUAGACUUUAAUGGCCGUGAUGUAUGGCUGACCUUUGAUGGAGUACGCCUGCUUCUCCACAAGCUUCUGUCUCAGUUGGAGACAUUUAUGUUCACUCGCAGAUGCCCAUUUCCACAUGUUAUCCGAGCAGGUGCUAUUUUCAUUCCCAUAUACCUUGUAAAGGAGCUUUUAUUUCCAGAGUUGCUGGGGACUUCUGUAGACCGGGUUUUGCAAGGUCACAAGGUUGCGCUGCGGCCAACAACACUGUCAGAGGAAAAACUCCUUAGAGAGACUAAGCUCAAGGACUGCCCUUCCCGCAUGUUGAAACUCCUUGCAUUAAAACAACUGCCUGAUGUUUAUCCAGACUUGCUACACAUGUAUUGGAGCCAUUGUGUCCAAAAACAGACUGGUGAUAGUUCAUGGAUCUGUCUCAGAAAAGAAGACUGUCAGGAAAAAGAAACCAUGCCAUCACUAGCAAAGAAUGGAGAGUCCGGUGAGGCAGCAGCAUCUAAAAGGAAGAGCUCCCUCAUACUUAAGCUGCAGAGAGUACAUAAACACGGAGGAAGCCACUUACAGAUGCCAGAACAUUCCAAGGAGAAUGAUACAGAUGCCUUAAUUAAGAAAAGGCAAAUGGCAAGGAAAAAAUACAUUGCUAGGAAGCGUGAAAAGUUUUCUUACAAGAAGAGGAGGAAAGUACGACGCAAAGGUAGCAUUCACCAGACAUUUCCAGACCUAGUGGGAAAGAGAAUCCUUCAUCUUUUUGAUGAUGGUGAACAAGAAUCUUGGUUUCGAGGUCGUGUUCUGGGAAUUCAUCAACGCCAUAAAAACCCCCAAAAUACACAAUAUGAGGUGUGGUAUGAUGAUGAACCUGGCACCCGAUAUUUUUUAGAAUUAAUGCAGGACUAUGAGAAAGGAUGGCUCCGACUGGAGUGCUAAUGCACUUUUCUAGAAUAGACAUACCUGCUGUUUGUAAGAAAAUCCUCCAGUUCCUACUUUUAUGCAGAACACUGAUAAUGUGUUUGUAUGACUUAUUACAAAUAUGGGGUCUGCAACUUUUAUUCAGAAAUGUGAUAUUAAAGAAUGACAAAAUCUAUGUUCAGUCUUGAACCUUUUGGUUGCAUCUCCACAUUGUCAUUGCUUAACAGAACAUUGAUUAAAUAUCUUCACAAUUAUGUGCUUCAGUUUUAUGAGGGAGCUUGGAAUGUAGUUAGAAACCAACCCCUUUCCAACAUAGAGACCACAUGUAGCACGGAUAUAUAAGAAAUAACCCUUUUUUUUAUAUAUAUAUAAUAAUUAUCCAAUAGGAAGAUGUUUGGAAACCUUGAAUUGUCACCUCUUUGUUCCAGUUUAUCCAUGGAUAGCUAAUACAUUUAUACCACAUAAAGCAGAUAUUCCUCCACAAUGUUGCACUACUAAGUGAGUUAUUAUGGUGAAAUUUAUUGGGCAGGAAAGUACUGUGAAUAUAAGUCUGUUUACAAGAAUGGUUCUCUGAUUUUAUACUACUAAAGUUUUUUUGUUUUGUUUUUUUAAACGUUUUAUCAUAAUAUUUUACAUUUAUUUGUGGUUUAUGUACAAGAUUCACUGGAAAAGGUUCUAUUUCAAUAAAAAUGAAUCUUGUGUUUCUUUCCAA
This is a messenger RNA of Bombina bombina (fire-bellied toad), 5198 nucleotides long. It is a transcript of the gene PRMT2IP, whose product is annotated as chromosome 6 C15orf39 homolog. Bases 410 to 4504 code for a protein of 1364 amino acids. The record is from RefSeq and is a predicted model, not a curated record. Lineage: Eukaryota; Metazoa; Chordata; Amphibia; Anura; Bombinatoridae. The transcript has 3 exons.